AUGUAUGGUUUAACGUCCACCAACAGACUAUUGCUAUCUGAUGAAUGUUCUAGUAGUAGCAGUAAUAAGCUUCUACUUCCCCGAAGCUGUCUGCUUAAAGCCGUUAGUAAUCAUGAAUGCAGUAACCUGCCAAGUCUUGCCACCGAAGAGGACGAUGAAGUACACUUUGACAACAUGGACCGAAAAGAAAAAAAUAUUGUUGAAAUUAUAGCAAAAGUAAUCGAAGAAGCUUCUGACACUGACAACCACAAUGAAGUGCUUAUGGCGGGUAGACGCUACCCGUCUGUUCAAGAGUUUGCCUCAGCAAUCCCCAACCACCUCCUCCUGGGAUCUCUACUGGAGCAUCUGUGCUUUGUUUAUGAGAGUAACCCAGCACGCUCUCGAAUGCUAUUUAAAGUUAUUGGCCAGCGCUUAGCUUCGAUGAAUCUUCUCUCACCUCUGGCCAUAAGUGACGAGUUCAGCACAGUCAGACUUCAACACAACCGGGCCUUUACAGAGCUGCUACACGCUGCCAGCUCCUCACUGUAUCCACAGGAACAGCAGCAGCUGAACAUAAAUGCACACAAUCCUGCUGUAAGGCUGAAAGAAGGACUCUUUCAAGCGCAAACGUCACGUUACCUGAGCGAGUUUGAAGAAAUUGGGAGAAUUGGGAAAGGAUCAUAUGGAAAUGUUUAUAAGGUGGUGAACAAACUAGAUGGGCAGCGUUACGCUGUGAAAAAGAUUCUCAUUAAAAAAGUGUCAAAGGAUGAUUGCAUGAAGGUCCUCAGGGAAGUGAAAGUGCUGUCCAGCUUGCAGCAUGUCAAUGUCGUCGGAUAUCACACUGCAUGGAUGGAGCAUGUGCAGCCCACAUAUGCUGACUCUCUCCUGCCUGAACUGGCUUCACCUCCACAAGAAGACAUAUCUGAUGAGGACUCUGAUGACAGUAGCUCAAGUUUCUCUGUAGUUUUCCAAAGCCUUAGCCAGCCACAUGCGGAUACUCAGAAUGGCGACCCACGUGCCAAACCCCCGCUGACACAAGAGAAGGGUCAGGGUGUGUGUCCAAAAAUGAUGCGACGAAUCCCUGAGAACUAUGUACCCUGCGUGUUUCUGGGACAGAGAGGGUCCAUUCAAACGGCCAAAUGUCCCGCUGUUGGUUGGGAGACUUCGGGACAGCUUGUGGAGGAGUCCAGCAGGAACAACAUUGAGCUCAAUAACAACAACCCCUCUUGUGUUGAAAAGAAGUGUGAGCAGUACAAUAAACACAAAACAAGACCCUCUAAAGAGGUCCACCUUCACCUGAUGCUCUACAUCCAGAUGCAGUUAUGUGAACGUUCACUCAAAGACUGGAUGACCGAAAGGAAUUCCAAACCCAAAGAGGAGCAAACCCUAAGAUGUCCUUAUGGAUGUGUGAAUGCUGAGCAUACAUUCAGUCUGCUAAGAAAGAUACUUGAAGGGGUUGAGUACAUUCACUCGCGGGGAAUCAUUCACAGAGACCUUAAGCCAAGAAACAUUUUCCUCAACGGUCAUGACUGUCAUGUUCGUAUUGGGGACUUUGGUUUGGCCUGCAGUGGUCUCAUACUAGAUAGUCAUGAAAGCAACAUUUCCCACAUUGACGAUUCCCCACACACUACCGGUGUCGGCACAUUUGUUUAUGCUUCACCAGAACAACUAAAAAGCUCACAUUAUGAUUCGAAGUCGGACAUGUACAGCAUUGGGAUGCUCGCUCUUGAGCUGUUCCAGCCCUUUGGAACAGAGAUGGAGCGAGUCCGGACGCUCAGUGACCUGAGACAGGGCAAAAUACCGGAAUCCUUUAGCAACAGAUGGCCUGUCCUUGCCAAUUACAUCUUGAAGUUGACGAACAUGGAGCCCAGUAUACGGCCAACAGCCAGUGAGCUUCUGCAGAGUGAACUUUUCUGCAAUAAAGAUGUGGUAUGUGUAAUCUAUGGUUUGCAGAAAAAGGUUGAAGAACAAGAAGAAGAAAUCCUUCAUCUGAGGAAACAAAUACAGCGGCUCCAAAGCUGA
Molecule: messenger RNA, 2001 nt
Organism: Nerophis lumbriciformis (worm pipefish)
Lineage: Eukaryota; Metazoa; Chordata; Actinopteri; Syngnathiformes; Syngnathidae
Source: RefSeq, a predicted model, not a curated record